Molecule: messenger RNA, 1458 nt
Organism: Arachis duranensis
Lineage: Eukaryota; Viridiplantae; Streptophyta; Magnoliopsida; Fabales; Fabaceae
Product: thiosulfate/3-mercaptopyruvate sulfurtransferase 2
Exons: 12
Coding region: 127-1260 (377 amino acids)
Biological process (GO): transsulfuration
Cellular component (GO): mitochondrion
Molecular function (GO): thiosulfate-cyanide sulfurtransferase activity
Source: RefSeq, a predicted model, not a curated record
UAGAGACACUCAAGAGAGAGAAAGAGAGAGUGUGACGGUGAGAGAGAGAGAGACACACACACGAGCUUUGGCUUUUAGCCUUUGCAACCUCUUACUAGUUAUAUUGUGUCAAUUUCAUUCAUCAAAAUGGCUUCAACCCUUUUGAGAAGGGCACUCUUGAGUGCUCGCUUGAUUCACCCUUCCGCCACUUUCCCACCUCAAACGUCACAGAUUCUCUCUUCCUUAUCCACUGUGCAGAAGCGGCUGCUAUUUAACGGAACUGUGAAACCCUAUACAGUUCAUAACCCAAAAACAACUGGUUGGAUUCGUUGUAUGGCUUUCUCCGCAGAAGCAAAAUCCACAAGAUCUGUAUCAACAAAUGAACCAGUUGUUUCUGUCGAUUGGCUUUAUGAUAACCUUAAGGAUCCUUAUGUGAAGGUGUUGGAUGCAUCGUGGUACAUGCCGGAUGAACAGAGGAACCCAAUCCAAGAAUAUCAGGUUGCUCAUAUUCCUGGGGCCCUUUUCUUUGAUGUUGAUGGAAUAUCAGAUCAAACUACAAAAUUGCCACACAUGUUGCCGUCAGAGGAAGCUUUUGCUGCCGCUGUUUCUGCUCUUGGCAUAGAGAACAAAGAUGAUUUGGUUGUUUAUGAUGGAAAAGGACUAUUUAGUGCUGCUCGUGUUUGGUGGAUGUUCCGGGUAUUUGGCCACAAUAGGAUUUGGGUUUUAGAUGGUGGCUUGCCAAGAUGGCGUGCAUCGGGUUACGAUGUUGAAUCCAGCGCCUCUAGUGAUGCUAUCCUUAAGGCUAGCGCUGCUAGUGAGGCUAUUGAAAAAGUGUAUCAUGGGCAAGCAGUUGGCCCAAUCACUUUCCAAACAAAGUUUCAGCCUCAUCUUGUGUGGACACUUGAUCAGGUUAAGAGAAAUGUUGAAGAAAAGAGUCACCAACACAUUGAUGCUCGAUCACAGGCCAGGUUUGAUGGAGCUGCACCAGAACCGAGAAAGGGAAUCCGAAGUGGUCAUGUACCUGGCAGCAAGUGCAUUCCAUUUCCCCAGUUGCUAGAUGGUUCACAAGCAUUGUUACCAGCAGAUGAACUUAAGAAGCGAUUUGAACAAGCUGGCAUCUCAUUGGAAAGCCCUAUCAUUACUUCUUGUGGAACAGGCGUAACUGCUUGCAUUCUCGCAUUGGGUCUUCACCGACUCGGAAAAAUUGAUGUUCCGGUUUACGAUGGAUCUUGGACAGAAUGGGGAGCAAACCCUGAUACUCCUGUUGAAACCUCAUCUUAAGACUCAAAUAUAUAGUUUAGAUUACCAUGGCACCUUGUACAACUAUAGUUUCUUAACAAAAGUCUCAGUUCUCAAACAUGUUGAGCACACCGUUUUUCAUUCACUAGAUUGAUUGCAUGUGUUUAUGGCAAACAUUAAUUUAUGUGAAAAUAAUGGUAGGGUUAUUCUAAGGUAUAGAUAUUUUAUGCUGUUGUAUAA